Molecule: messenger RNA, 2109 nt
Organism: Phytophthora megakarya
Lineage: Eukaryota; Oomycota; Peronosporomycetes; Peronosporales; Peronosporaceae
Source: the annotation of a GenBank genome assembly
AUGAAAACAUUGCCGAAGAUUGUCAAAGGCACAGAGGACUUACCUUUCCCGUCAACGUAUAAAGGAGUACUGUCUUUCCUAGGAAGUCUGAAUUACUACAACAAGUUCAUUGAAGACCUACCUGUAGUUGCCGCUGUCCUCUAUAAGCUGGAUAAAGAACGCGUACGUGCUGGACGGAACCUGGAAGCCGCCAAGGAGUCCUUCGAGAUACUGAAGCGAAAGAUCGUUACGAUUUACUGGCAAAGUGUUGAUGGAGUCGGAGUUACGCUACCACAUAGCCGAGAAGGAAGUGCUCGCAAUCUUGUGGCCUCUGGAGGUUUCAGACCUCUGAUCCAUGGAUCAGAAUUCCCAGUUGUGGUGUAUACGCGCUACUCUGUACUGAAGUGGUUACUAGAAUUCAACACUGCAGAUGGACGGCAUCUGAAGUGGGGGCUGGAAUUAUCAAGAUGGACACUGGAAAUCCAUCGGUCUCACAAAGAUGAGGACGGCCUUGCGACCAUCUUUGGGUACGGUAUCACUCCAUGGGAACAUUUAGAUAAAGUUGCAGAAACCCUGAUUCCGGACAAGGGGCGUCUGAACGUGAUACCACCAGUGAGUCUGGAAAUGUUGGACGAGGACUAUCAAGGCUACGCUCUGAGUUUCGAUGGUGCUGCAAAGGUUUCUACGCGCCGAGGAAGCUGUGGGUGUAUAUUGUGGAAACUGCUAGGGUGGCAGGUCGUGAAGACUGAAGGACAUAUCCUAGAAGGUGUGACGGUCAACGACGCUGAAUAUCAUGAUUUAAUUCUGAGUUUAAAGCUCGCUAUGAAGCUAGAUGUUAAGGAACUUGCGGCAGUCGUUUUUGCGUCUGUAAAGUUGAUUCAUCUGAAACGUGAAUUUAACCAAGCAGCCGACUACCUGACCUCUAAGACCCUCGUGCUUGGAGAAUCCUGGGGACUCGAUUACACAGACGAGUUAGUGCAUCUACGUCUCGUAUCUAGAAUCCCUGAAAAGAUCCUGAAGCCUUCGGAAAUCCCAGAUACUCUUGCGACCGAUGCGGUUCGUACAGACCAAGCCGAACUUGGAAUUAGAAAUCCCGAUGCCGGAAUACCUGAGUCCCGCCGUGCUGAGGCACUGUUGGUGAUUGCGGGAGCACGUGCGGAAGCGGACAUAGGCUCCCGGACUCCUGUAGACCGGUCUGGAUACCGGAUGCACGUUAGAGAAGAAGAAGGCCCCACCAAGACGAGGAUCCAUCUUUCAAGGAAACAAGUGAAGAAGAUUGCUAAGGUCUCCGAUCAGUUUGUGUUGGAUUCACGAGAAUUCCUCUACAGAUUGAAUGCACCCACACCAGAGAGACCACGCAAUAAACAGUCAGAAUUUAGACUAAGUCUUUACGUGCUGACAUGCUACAUUACUCACAUGAAGACUUUUAGGGUGGCCACCAAGGAAUCAAUCGGACGUUUGAGCGCUUACGCUCAGAGUUCUACUGGAUCGGGAUGUAUGCCGACGUUCAGAAGUUCGCGAGGUAGUGUGUGGAUUGGGCGACCACCGGUCCUUGGCCCGUCACCUGGAAAUAUCGAACCAAGGUAUCCGUUUGAGGUGGUCUCUAUGGAUUUUGCCAUUGAGCUACCUGAGUCCGAGCGUGGGAACACAUACUUGUUGCAGUUCCAGGAUCAAUUCUCAGGAUACGUCAUGUGUAAGCCCAUGCGGAAUACCGAUACCCAAGAUGUUGCAGAAGCAUACGAGGAGUAUGUGUUCCGAAGGUUUGGGGCGAUUUCUACGAUCAACCAUGACCAGCAUCCCCGUUUCAUGAGCAAGGUGUUCACAAGAUUCAGAGACCUUCUGAAAAGUAUGCAGCGUGCGACGUUAGGAUACCGGCCUAAGGCCAAUGGACAACAGGAACGCUCUGUCCAACCUGUGCUGCGAAGUGUCAGAGCGUACGUCGCUGAAGAUGAUCAGAGCGACUGGGAUGAACAUGCAGAACGUCUCAUGUUCGCCUUGAAUACCUCGUUUUACGCUGCAAGAUUAGACACCCCGUUUUAUCUGGUACAUGGCUGGGAUACCCAGGGAACCUUAUCCGCAAUGCUGGGCCAGAAACCAUCCACAGUCCAAGAACGAACAGCCUUGGAAUGA